Molecule: messenger RNA, 1475 nt
Organism: Prunus persica (peach)
Lineage: Eukaryota; Viridiplantae; Streptophyta; Magnoliopsida; Rosales; Rosaceae
Product: salicylate carboxymethyltransferase-like
Exons: 4
Coding region: 375-1475 (366 amino acids)
Biological process (GO): methylation
Molecular function (GO): S-adenosylmethionine-dependent methyltransferase activity
Source: RefSeq, a predicted model, not a curated record
UUUCUUUUUGUCAAAUGAUGCCAAAGAUGCGUUAGUACUCAUAGCAUAGGAUAUAUAAAGUUUGUGACUUAUGAAGCCAUACGUAAUAAGUUGCACUAUUUGAGAACUAAAGUCACCUCUCAAUAAUUAGGGUGUUUAAAUAUGUGCACUUGGCUAAUCAUAUUAUAAUUUUUUUUUUUUAGCUUAUGACGUGCUUAAUCCCACGUCACCUGUAGUGUCUUUGAUCAUACACCUGUAAACGUUUCAAGUUUUUGGUUUGCAAGUUAGAUCACUACCGAACUUUUAAAAAGUCUCGGCUUUGGCUAUAAAUAUGUGGGAAUCUUCUAGCAGAAUUGGUACCAAGAGGGAGAGAAGUAUUAUUUGAGAACACAAAAAUGAAGGUAGAGCAUAUCCUACACACGAAUGGAGGAGUUGGGAAAACAAGCUAUGCAAACAAUUCCCUACUUCAAAGAGCAGUGAUUUCAAUGGUGAAGCCCAUAGUUGGUGCAAGCAUAGAGGAGCUGUGUUGCACUCUCUUCCCAGAGUGUUUGAAAGUAGCAGACUUGGGACGCUCUUCAGGACCCAACACCCUUUUGGUGGUAUCAGAUAUCAUAAACAGCAUCCACACAACUUACCAAAAACUCAACCGCCCACCUCCAUCACUCCAAGCCUUCUUGAAUGAUCUUCCUGGAAACGAUUUCAACGCGGGGUUCAGGUCAUUGCCAGGCUUCUAUAAGAAACUUGAUGAAGAACAUGAGAAGAAGUUUGGGUCAUGUUUUAUUGCAGGAAUGCCUGGUUCUUUCUAUGGCAGGCUCUUCCCCAACAAUUCUCUGAACUUUGUUCACUCUUCUUAUGCUCUCCACUGGAUCUCUGAGGUUCCAAAAGGCUUGUUGACCGAAGAAGAAGAGGGACUUAACAAGGGGAACAUAUAUAUAGCAAAGACAAGCCCUCCAGCUGUGUUUAAGCAAUACUUGGAGCAAUUCAAAAGGGACUUCACAGUCUUUUUGAGGUCACGUGCCGAAGAGCUUGUCCCAGGAGGCAGUAUGGUACUCACAAUCACUGGCAGCAUAAAGAGUCAUGAUCCCCUCUGCAUUUGGGAAUUUGUAGGACUGAAACUCAAUGACAUGGUUUUAGAGGGUUUGAUUGGUAAGGAAAAAUUGGACGCAUUCAAUAUGCCAUUCUAUACACCUACAACGAAGGAGAUAGAAGAGGUGAUCCAGGCUGAAGGAUCAUUUACUUUGCAAAACCUUGAAGUUCUCAAAAAUGAUUGGGACUCUUAUAUAAAGCAAGCUAAUAGUGGUCUUGAUAAGAAGACAAGGGCUGCAAUAUUUGCCACUCACAUAAGGGCUGUGGCAGAGCCAAUUCUGGCGAGCCAAUUCGGAGAAGAAGCAAUGGACGAUUUGUUUCCUAGGUUUGAAGAAGAUGUUCUUGAUCACAUGGAAAGGGAGAACUGCCAGUACAUUAACCUGGUUAUCUCGUUGACAAAGAAGCGUUGA